AUGACGAGGCUCGCCGCUCGACAGGCUGCAAGCCAUGCUCGCGCCGCACUGCGCACACCUCGAGCCGGCGUCGAGGCCAUCCCAACGUCCGGCCGCCGCAUCACCACCACCCGCGGCCGUCCUAUCGCCUCUACGUCGAGUGCCCUUCUUUCGCGAUCAGCACCUUUGAGAGCCUGCUCCUCGGUCCGCUCUUAUGCCACCGCCUCGCCCGGCCAACCUCGCCACGCCGCGGUGACAUCCCCGCUCCUCGACUCGACUGUCGUUGACGCCGACAUCGUCAUCGUCGGUGGUGGCGUCGUCGGCCUCGCCCUUGCCUGCGGCCUGGCCAGCACUGCGGGUGCUUCGCCGUCAGCCUCGACGACCUCCCGCGUAGCCUCGCCGAGCAUCGCGCUGGUCGAGGCUUCCGACCUCGCCAGGUCGCGCGCCUGGGCGAGCGACAAGCAGCAGCGUUACCAGGACCCCUCGUCGCACUCGGACAACAUUGACUGGGAGAACCGCGUCAUCUCGCUCACCUCCGAAAACAUGCAGUGGCUCAGAGACAUCGGCGUCCACCGCUACCUUGUCCAACAUCGCCUGCGACCCAUCGAGUCCAUGCGGGUCUGGGACGGCCUGUCCGGCGCCACUCUGGACUUCGACUCGGCCGAGCUCCGUGACGUCAUGACUGGACCUGCCGGCUCGUCUGGCUCGUCUCAGAUCAGCGUCAUGGUCGAGAUCUCCAAUCUCCAGCAGGCCUUUCUGCGCUACCUCGAAGAGGGCGCUGGCCGCGGCCACGUCGCGAUCCGCGAUAAGAGCAAGGUCCAGAGGAUCGUCCCGGGUCUCGAAGCACUCGACCCUGCUGCCGACGCGCCGCACUUGAACGCUGCCGAAGCCGACCGGGACCCCUGGCCGGUGCUGGAGCUGUCGUCGGGCAGUACCUCUGCACAGCCCGCGUUGCUUCGGGCGCGUCUCCUCAUUGGCGCCGAUGGGCCAAACUCGCCGGUCCGGAUGUACGCCGGCAUCGGCAGCUACGGCUGGCCCUAUGACCGCAAGGGGCUCGUCGGGACCCUUCGCUGCGCAGGACCGCAGGUCGGCGAGCCGCCUGUCGGCAAGACGGCGUGGCAGCGCUUCUUGCCAAGCGGCACGGUGGCCUUCCUUCCGCUGAGCGAACAGACCGGGUCGAUGGUCUGGGCUCUAGAGCCCGCAGUGGCCGAGGCACUGACGACGCUUCACCGCGAGACGGCCGGCAGUCCCGUCGAGCCGCUGGCGAGGCUGGUCGACGCUGCCUUCCGGCUGCCCUGGUCGCACCUCGAGAGGCUGUUCGCCAGCAUCGUCUCGUUUGCCCGCCAGCCUGCGGCAGAGGGGCGCGAGCGUGACUGGUCCUGGGUCCUCGACAUGCUGCCGUCCGAGUUCGAGUUCAGCGAGCGUGGCGGCGCCCCGUUGCCGGAGUCGUCGACGGGCGACGUGCCGCCCAAGGUCGAGUCCGUCGACGUCAAGAGCGUCGCCUCUUUUCCUCUUCAGCUCAAGCACGCCGACGCCUACCUCGGCUCUUCGCUCAAUGGCUCGCCCCUCAGCAUCUCGGGCCUGCUGGCCGGCGCGCUGUCGGUCGUUGGGUUCGCCGCCGAGGGCGCCGGCCAGGGCGGUGGCCGGGCGAGGACCGCGUUGGUCGGCGACGCUGCGCACACCAUCCACCCUCUGGCGGGCCAGGGCCUCAACCUGGGUAUAGCCGACGUGCGAUGCCUGACCGAGGUUCUCAACGAGGCGCAGGCGGCCGGCGCCGAUCUCGGCUCGUUCAACGCGCUCAAGAACUACCCGCGCCGGCGGUACUGGGAGAACCAGAAGAUGCUGUCGGCCGUCGACCAUCUCCACUGGCUGUUUGCCGGCAUUCCGGUGCCCCUGGCCCAGCAGGCCGACGGCGGACAAAGGCAGAUGCAGCAGGAUGGCCUGCUCCGCGGCUUGGCCAAGGAGGGCAUCGCCAGGGGCACGAUCUGGGCACGCAGUACCGGCCUCGAGGUGAUCAACGAGCUGGGCUUUGCCAAGAACGCAUUCAUGCGUCAGGCUGGCUCGACGACGGGAACGGCCAGGAGGUCCGGGCCGUCGUCGGGAGCAUUCGGCGCCGGCAGCCGCGGCCUUACGACGCUCGCCGCAAGGUCACCCCGAUCGAAGGCAGCGUUGCCCCUGUCCACCAUCUCGUCGAUGCAGAUGCAGAUGCGCCACCACUCGAGCCACAGCACGGGUCCUCUGGCAUCUGAUGCCUAUACGAAGGGCACCGGUGCAGGUCUUGCCACGACGGGAACUCCCUCGCUGGCCUCGCUGACGCCGGAGCAGCGUCGCGCGCUCGACGACAUGCUUCGCGUCGACCACUCGGGCGAGGUGGCGGCAAACACCAUCUACGAAGGGCAGGCGGACGUCUUCGGCGCGCUGGGCGACGUCAAGAACCGCGACAUGGCGAGAGAGAUGUGGUUGACGGAGAAGAAGCACCUCGAGGUGAUGCGGGUGCUGCUGCGGCAGCACAACGUGAGGCCUUCCGCUCUGCUGCCGCUGUGGGCGGUGGCUGGCCGCGUGCUGGGCGGAGUCACUGCCCUGCUGGGCCCGCGCAGCGCCAUGGCGUGCACUGAGGCGGUCGAGACGGUCAUCGGAGAGCACUACGACGAUCAGCUCGCCGCGCUCUCGUCGAUCCUGAAGCAAGAGGUCGCCGCCGGCGCAGUCACAUCAGCGCAGGUUGCCGAGGCCACGACGGCAGACGGCGCACCAUCAACGGCAGCGGCGACAGCUGCGGCUUCAGCUUCGGCUCCAGCCUCGGAGGCCCGAAACGAGGUGCACCCGUCACUGCCGCUGCUCUCGGAAAUCAUCAAGGAGUUCCGCGACGACGAACUCGAGCACCUCGACACGGCCGUCGAGCACGAGAGCCAGCAGGCGGCGGGCCACGCGCUGCUCAGCGCCGUCGUGGCCGCCGGCUGCAAGGGCGCCAUUUGGGUGGCCGCCAAGGCCUAG
Messenger RNA from Pseudozyma flocculosa PF-1, 2970 nucleotides. RefSeq lists its product as uncharacterized. The coding region runs from base 1 to 2970 and encodes 989 amino acids. The transcript has 2 exons. The record is from RefSeq and is a predicted model, not a curated record. Gene Ontology annotation, cellular component: mitochondrion. Gene Ontology annotation, biological process: ubiquinone biosynthetic process. Gene Ontology annotation, molecular function: oxidoreductase activity, acting on paired donors, with incorporation or reduction of molecular oxygen, NAD(P)H as one donor, and incorporation of one atom of oxygen; FAD binding. Lineage: Eukaryota; Fungi; Basidiomycota; Ustilaginomycetes; Ustilaginales; Ustilaginaceae.